AUGCCAGUCACGAAGAAGAAGGGCGCCAUCUUCGCCGUGUACGCGGACACGCCUCCGCGCUCUCUCUCCUCCUCUUCCUCAUCAUCCACAUCCUCCAAGCGCUCCUCAUCGCCCUCAAAAGCGAACGCGACUCGACGCGCACUCGCGCCCCUCCCCGCCGCAGCCGCCAAGACAGCAGCGCUCAAGCCGAAAGCCCUCGGUGCCGUCGGGGGCGUCGACGUGCCGAAGGAGAACCUCGUCAAGCCGAAACAGGGCGUGCUGGCCUCCAAACCAGCAGGCAAGCCGCUGGCUGCAAAGCCGUUGAGUUCCAAGCCGCUGAGCGCGAAGCCGCUGGCGAGCAAGCCGUUAGCGGGCAAGGGCAUGCCGCUGCGCGAACCCCUGCGCGCGUCAUCAGGCUCGCUCGCGCCGCAGCGAAGACUCGGCGCAGUCCCUACUUCUGCCGCUAAGCCGCUGCGAGCCGGAGGAGGUCGGACGUUCCAAAUCUUCACCGACGAGCCCGCAGCCCCCGCGGCGCCGACUACCGUCACCACCGCCAUCGCCUCCGCGCCCAAGCCGGCACGCGGAGAGGUCGAGGACAAGGAGAACGGCGCGCCGCGGCCCGCCCUCGCUACCAAGUCUAUUCGCGCCCCGCUCGGCGGCGUCACGAAGAAGAUGCCGACCAAGCGGCCACUGCAACAACGCACCAUCUCGGUGCUCCUCGACGCGAGCGAGGCAUACGGCGCAAACGGGGAGGAGCCGGCUGGGUUCCGUGAUGUUUUCGUCUAA
Molecule: messenger RNA, 765 nt
Organism: Trichosporon asahii var. asahii CBS 2479
Lineage: Eukaryota; Fungi; Basidiomycota; Tremellomycetes; Trichosporonales; Trichosporonaceae
Exons: 2
Coding region: 1-765 (254 amino acids)
Source: RefSeq, a predicted model, not a curated record